This is a messenger RNA of Hordeum vulgare subsp. vulgare (domesticated barley), 1089 nucleotides long. RefSeq lists its product as uncharacterized. NCBI's taxonomy places the organism in Eukaryota, Viridiplantae, Streptophyta, Magnoliopsida, Poales, Poaceae. The record is from RefSeq and is a predicted model, not a curated record. Bases 414 to 1022 code for a protein of 202 amino acids. The transcript has a single exon.
UCACCAAUGCGGAGAAGAAGGCCCCGACGCGGCAUCCUCUUCCUCCUCUGAAGAAGACCCUCCAGGCAGGUGCGUCCCGGGAGCAACUCCAUUGGAGUGGCCAUUAGCCAGCCCAAGGUUCACCGGGCUCCAUCGUCCCGGCCGACGGCCGGCGUGCUGCAGCACGGCGCGUGGCACUAUGUGCCAGCGACGGGGCGCCGAGGGGUCGGUGGAGGUGCUCUCCCUGUUGUCGAAGACGUCCCCAAGCGCAGCAACCCGCGUGGGGAGGCGCAGCCCGAGGCUAGCGCUCGACGAAGAGGCGCCAGUGUCCGCGUUCAUGGCGCGUGCACCAACCGCCGAGGGCAGGUGCAUCCCCAGCCCGAAGCUUGCUGCAGAAGCCCCAACGGCCACUGUCUCGUGCGCCGGAGUCGGUGAUGGAAGGCGCGGCGAGUCCGGCUGUGCGGGCUCCGCAGGCAGCGCCGGUGGCGCGGGCUCGACCUCCUACUGGACCUCGUAGUCCAGUGGAGGAUAUGACGACGGGGUCGGGCAUGGCCCCCAUCCGUGCACUCGGCAUGGAUGUGGUGGUGGAGGCCCUGCAAGUUCCGGCUCAACGGCGUCGACGUCCAUUGCUCCGACCACAGGUUCGAGUACUUCGUCCGCGUACAGGUUCGGAGCAGCCGGUCCGGCAAGAAUCUAGGCCGGGAGCGGUGCCGCCGCCGGCAUGGACGGUUCAGGCGAAGCACCAGAAGGCCCGGCACCAAAGUGAGCACCAAGGCCUUGGGCGGCGUGUCCAAGCCUUGGUCCAUGGCGACGCCGUCCAUAGAGACGGAAACCAGCCCGGCGGCCUCGGAACCGACGAAGAUCAUGGGUGUUGCGGUUGUGGCGGCGUAGCCCGCCCACACCAUGGCGGCGACGGCCGCUCUCAAGACGUCGACCGCCGUCAUGAACAAGGCGCGGGAACAAGGACAAAAGACCACGAGGCAUCUCUCACCUUUCCCUUUCUUCCUGUCUCAAUCCUUUCCCGGCGAUUGUCGCCGGCGUAAUGUGCCUAUGCGUGCUCUCGGCACAGACAAGUGAUGAUAAAAUGUUUAGUAAUGAUUUGAUCGAACU